Messenger RNA from Meloidogyne enterolobii, 486 nucleotides. Lineage: Eukaryota; Metazoa; Nematoda; Chromadorea; Rhabditida; Meloidogynidae. The record is from the annotation of a GenBank genome assembly.
AUGCUGCCAGAUGAAUCAUUCUUACAAAAUUAUUUUUCCAUUUUAAGGGUUGCCAUUAUUUCUGUUGUUGUCUACAUUGUUCUGGGAAAGAAGAAAAAGGAAAAUUUAAAAGAUACUGAAAAGAAAUUGGAUAAAAAUAAUCAAAAAAAUAAAAUAAAGGAAGGAAGAGGGAAAUAUUUAAAUAUUAAAUCUGAAAGAGACGAAGGUAAAAUUGUUGUGAAGAAGGAUGAUGAUAAGAAGGAGAAAGAGAAGAAGGAGGAAAAGGAUGAGAAUAAAGAGAAGAAGAAGGAAAACAAAAAAGAAGAUUUGAAAGAAAAGAAAAAGAAGAAAGGUCAUUUUGAUGAAGUUAUUGUUCCAAAUACUUAUGAAUCUAAUGAGACAAUUGAACCAAUGAAUAAAACAAAAGGAGAUAUUUAUGAGACAGAUAAGAUGGAAAAGAUGCUUCUGAAACAUGAUAGUGAAAAAUCUGACGAUGAUAGUGACUAG